AUGGGCAACUCCUCCUCCAGAUCAUCCCUCAGGUCCUCCGACUCCAUAUCCAAGCCCAAGGCUCUCGCCGCCACCACUGACGAGCUCGACGACGAGAGCAGGCGCGCGGCCACAUACGCCUCGAGUCCCAACUCCUCCUUGCUCGGUAUCCCGACAACGGUCCAUCGCCGCAGCAGGUCCGCACAGGCCGCCCCUGCCCGCCGCGAGCCCGUGCUGCCGCCCCCGCCGUACGCAGUUGCGGUUGCGAACGGCGCAUCAAGCCCGUCUGCGCGCCACACCAGCCCCCAGGGCGGUGGCGCGGGACCGAUCCACACACAGCUGCAGCAUGUUACGGACGAGCCAUUGCAGGACAGCCCCGCAGAGGAGCGCGCGCCCCAGAUGCACCCGCUGACGGGCCGGCCGCUCGUGCGGCGGAGCACCGUCGAGAACGCGCUCGACACGCUGCGGCGCUUUGAUACCGUGAUUAUCGUCGACGACUCCGGGUCCAUGGAGGGCCCGCGGUGGCAAGAGGCGCGCGAUGCGCUGGCGGCGCUGGCAGACAUCGCGUCGCGGUAUGACGCGGACGGCGUCGACGUGUGCUUCCUGAACUCGAAGCGGGUCGGCACCAACAUGAAGAACUCUGACCUCGUGAGGAGGCUGUUCAACAGCGUGCGCCCGCAGGGGAUCACACCGAUCGGCGACAGGCUGGAGCAGCUGAUGCUCUUCUACCUGGACGACCUCGACCAGGCGAGGGCACGCUCCGACGCGGGGGAUAAGAAAGCGCUGACCCGCAAGAAGCCUAUAAACUACAUCGUCAUCACGGAUGGCGCACCCACGGACGAUCCGGAAGCUGUUAUCGUGGCCGCAGCGCGGCGGCUGGACAAAGGCAACUAUCCUCUUAAUCAGGUUGGUAUCCAGUUCGUGCAAAUCGGCAACAGCCCCGACGCCACCGCGUUCCUGCAGGAAUUAGACGACGGCUUGAGCGAGACGUAUCACAUACGCGACAUGGUGGACACCACACCGUACAACGGCUCCCAGCUGAACGCGGAGACAAUCAUCAAGAUCCUCCUCGGAGGUAUCAAUAGAAGAGUAGACCGGCGAGGCGGUCAGAGUGUGAUCUAG
Messenger RNA from Sparassis crispa, 1101 nucleotides. RefSeq lists its product with no specific name. NCBI's taxonomy places the organism in Eukaryota, Fungi, Basidiomycota, Agaricomycetes, Polyporales, Sparassidaceae. The record is from RefSeq and is a predicted model, not a curated record. The transcript has 5 exons. Bases 1 to 1101 code for a protein of 366 amino acids.